GUAUUACUAAAAGAAAAAGCCUUGUUUACUUUUUAUUGAACAUGUGAAAAUAUCAGAACUGGAAAUGGUUGUUAUUAUUACAAUGUCUGUUAAAUCAUAAUAACGACUCAUAUGGAGAAACAACAGAAACAUUUUUCUGAGGUUUUUCUCUUUUGCUUCUCCGGCCACAAACGUCUCUACUGUAGUGACAUGCAAUCAGCCAUUAGCAGUUACCUUUUAGCAGCCAGGGGAACCAGGCAGUGUUAGCACUGUGUUGACGACAGCAGAUAAUUAUCAUCCAGCGUUUACGCUCACUUCUCCGUGGUAAUCCUUGAAAAACUGACUGUUUACAUCGGGCUCUGAGCUAUUUGUUAGCAAUUAUCAGUUUACAACAACCUCCUUAGCAAUUACCCUUUGUAUAGCAACAGUAUUAUAUAAUAUUGUGAUGGAGGGAACGUCUUAAAUCUAAGCAGUUGUAGAUUAGCUAUCAGACCAGUAUAAAUUAGCUGUAAAAAGCUAAAUAAACCCACUGUGUGUUGCUACACAGGUAAUAGCAGUGUCAUUAACUCCUAGCAGUUAGCUGCAGGAAUUUAGCUGUCAGUAGGAAUUCACUGUGGACAGCUAGCUUAGCUAGCUUAGUUAUUUGCAGUAAAAUUGUAGACUAACCUAACUUUAAUAAUUAAUAAUAAUUAUGUCGUAUUAUCCCUUUACGCAGGAAGUGUUAAAUUAGCUUCAAGCAGCGCCGGCUCAGAGGUUAGUAACUAAGAGUUAACUGAUUUGUAACUGUUAGUCAUAUUUUUAGCUACCCGGCGAGCUGAACAGAGUUAGUCGUAAACUCUGAGCCUUUAUUUUAGCACCUAGCAGUUCUGUUAGCAUUUACGUUACACUACCAACAUGACAUUAGCUCUUAUUUGCUAGUUCUAGGUCAGCGGGGUCCAACUAUUAAAAUGCAAGGGUUCGAUUAAGAAGGCAGCAGAGUAAGCACAAACCUGUGACAGCGCCACCAUGUGGAGCCAUCUUGAACAUAAACACGUUCAUAACAGAAAUGGCGGCACAGGGGGGCGCUACAAUAGAAGCUUGUAAUUCCUGAGUGAGGAAUUCCAACCUCCAAGUAGAGCUGGUUGUUAGUAGCUAACAGCCACUAAACACACGCUGGGAUUAGCGAGUUAAUCCCUGUUAAUCAGCAGCAGCACUUGCACCUGUUUUUACUGCACUGACACACAGACGUUUGUUCAUGGAUCGAUCAGUAAAAAUGUUACAUCUCUGUUUGUGAACAAAUGUUUGAAAAAAAGAAGUCAGCUUUUUUUAAAAAAAUAUAUAUAAUUAAAAAGUACUUAAGUUUCAGAUAAGUGGUAAAAAAAAAGUAGGAAUCUUAAAACAUGAAUUUGUAUUUCAGUAACACAACCUGACCACAGGGGGCAGCAGUGGGAUUGCAGCGCCUGAGUCCCCGUGAGCGAAAAUGAUUUUCUCUAUGCUGUACUUUACUGUACAGGCCUGAGUGUGGAGGUCAAAGGUCAAGGUCACGGUGGCCUCCCAAUAAAAUGUGACAUUUUGUCCAAUAGUGAGAGUGAAUAAACGUUAGCACGCGUUAGCAUGCGUUAGCAUGCGUUAGCAUGCGUUAGCAGUCCUUGUGAGAAGAGCAGGGGUGGCAGCGUCUGUCAGUCGUGUGAGUGUCACCGUGUCUGACUGUACAGGCGUCAGGCUGCAGCCGAGGAGUGUACCAGCCACCCAGGCGUGAACAACAGCGCCUCCAUGCUGUAGUGACAGCGUCACUGCAGGAUGAAGCAGGUGUAAACAGAUUACAGGGCAGAAAAAACUCAUUUGUGACAAAAGUGAGAAAAACAAAAACCAUUUAUGAGAAAAGUGUGAUAAAAACUGACAGCAAAAAAAAAAGUCUGAUAUAAGUAUAAAAAAAUGAAAUAAAAAAUGUAAUCUAACAAAAACAGUUAAAAACAGAGUUUUUGUAAAAACAUAAUUAUGAAAGAGUUGUAAAACAAAUGUCAGUGCUAAAAUCAGAGAACUGAGGAAAAAGAUUUCCUGCAGGGGGCGACAAAGACAAAAUAUGAGGAUGAGAAAUCAUGUAGGUCAACAUUGAACAGGCUUUUUUUUCUAAGGCUUUAAAAGGCUGAAGGUUUUAAUCCCCUGUGUGUGUGUGUGUGUGUGUGUGUGUGUGUCUUUUGUUUUUAAUCCGAUAAGAAUUGAACUCUACAACCAUCUGACCCUGUGUGUGUGUGUGUGUGUGUGUGUGUGCUCAGCGUCACUGACAGACUAGUUAAGAAGCGGUUUAAUGAAGCCAACGGAGGACAACUCACCGAACAAUAAGUAGCUAACAGGUGAAGCUGAAGAUAUAGCGGAGUGAACUAUCCACCAAGAACAAGUAGUCUAACGAUUGUCUAAAUGUUAGCACAGAGCUAGCCGUUGUUAGGAAGUGGUCACAUAAACAGAUUCAAGUUUUCCAAGUUAGCUAAAUAUGAGAACCUAAAAGUUAGCCAGGAACACAGUUAGCCCGAAACUAAGUUAGAAAGUUAAAGGGAGUCAUGCUAAAUAAAGUUAAAGGUUAGCAUAAGGACAAAAAAAAGUCAGAGCCAAAGUUAGCCCAGAAACAGCUAAAAUGUUCGGACGCUUACGCUCUCUCUGUGACAUCACAGCUGACCCCGCCAUGACCUGCAGACAUCAUCCCUGACAUCAUCGCUCCUCAUUCACUCUUGACAUCAUGACUCCUGCUGGUCAACCGUUGCCAUGGCAACGUCCUUGGCAUUCCCUGGUGCCGUGUCUCGUGGUGACCGCGGUACAUUUCCUGACCGGGUCCUUGGCCACGCCCUUCCCGCCAGACAUGCGGCCAAUCAGAGUGGUCACUUCAAAGGACACCAAUCAGCUGCCAGGCUUUUCUGGUCUCCAUGACAACGACACACAGCGUCUGGGUCUGGACUUCCAGAGGAUGAGACGAAUCAACAAUUUCCUGUUUAUCUCUGCCAGAGAUCAUGUGUUUGCUGUGAACCUGACGACGGCAGCCGACAAGUUCGUCCCUCACCUGCAGCUGAGGUGGAAACCUGAGGACGUGAGCACGUGCACAGUCCGAGGGAAGAACAGCGUACGUUUCCUUCUCAGUCUGACGUUGUUCCUGUUUCUUUGUUUGUUCGUUAAGUCUUUGUUUGUUUCUCUGUUUUUCCAGGACGAGUGUUACAACUACAUCAAAGUUCUGGUCCCGAAAGACGACGAAACGCUGCUCAUCUGUGGAACCAACGCCUUUAACCCCACCUGCAGGAACUACAAGCUGACGUCCUUGGAGCAGGUGGGCGAUGAACUCGGCGGUCAGGCGCGGUGCCCGUUUGAGUCCCAUCAGUCCGUCGUUGGCUUGUUUGCAGACGGAGACUUCUACUCUGCGACCACCACCGACUUCCUGGCCAGUGACGCUGUCGUCUACCGCAGCCUCGGCGACGAGCAGCCUGUUCUUCGCAGCGUCAAGUACGACUCCAAGUGGCUGCGAGAGCCUCAUUUUCUUCACGCCAUCGACUACGGAAGCUACGUGUACUUUUUCUUCAGUGAGAUCGCGGUGGAGUACACGGCGCUGGGAAAGGUGGUCUUCUCUCGAGUCGCGAGGGUCUGUAAGAAUGACAACGGGGGGUCACCGCGCGUUCUGGAGAGACACUGGACGUCCUUCCUCAAGGCUCGUCUGAACUGCUCACUUCCUGGAGACUCCUUCUUCUACUUCGACGUCCUACAGUCCGUCACCAGUGUUCUGCAGAUCAACGGGAGGCCGGCAGUAGUCGGAGUUUUUACUACGCAGGACAACAGCAUCCUGGGCUCGGCCGUCUGUUCCUUCUACAUGGACGACAUCGAGAACGUCUUCAGUGGCAAAUUUAAAGAACAGCGAGUGAGCGACUCGUCCUGGACGCCGGUGUCUGACGACCAGGUUCCUCGGCCGAGACCUGGUUCCUGUGCCGGGGACACCGGCGCCGUGAACUACAAGUCAUCCAUCCAGUUUCCCGACGAGACGCUAACAUUCAUCAAGUCGUACACUUUGAUGGACGAAGCUGUCCCAGCCGUCAACGAACGGCCAUGUUUCACCAGGACGUCCAGCAGGUCAAAGGUGACGCAGAUCGCGGUGGACGUCUCUGCCGGCCCCUUCAAAGACCGUACAGUUCUUUUCCUGGGCUCGGAGGACGGACGAGUCCUGAAGGCUGUGGUCAACACGGACUUCAACCAGACCCUAGGAACCAGACUGCUGGAGGACAUCGAUGUUUACAGCCCGUCCAGGUGUAACGUCCAGGGUCAGGAGGACAGGAGAGUCUUGGCGCUGGAGCUGGAUAAAGACCAUCACACUUUGUAUGUGGCCUUCAGCAGCUGCGUCAUCAGGAUUCCACUCAGCCGCUGCUCACAACAUGGCCGCUGUAGAGAAGCCUGUCUGUCCUCCCGUGACCCAUACUGUAUCUGGUUGCGGAGCGGGAACUGUGUCAACGUGGCGCCAGGACUUAAGGCGGGGUUUGAACAGGACGUUGAGGGCGAGCAGGCAUUCGACUCCGACAGCUGUCAUGCUGACAUAUUAGCAACAACACAGAACCACGAGUUUGACCCCGGAUAUGACUUGGAGCACGGCGCUAACGUUCACUACACGUUACUGCUAGCCUGCGUGCUAGUGGCAUUCUUCCUGGGCGCCGUCCUGUCAGGUUUCCUGGUGUCGUGUUAUUGGAGCCACAGCAGCGCCGAGCAGAGGAGCACGCUGGGUAAAGAUGACGAGGUGUCGCUGCCUCACGCUCUGUCACUGCGAACGCUAGCGAAACUCAACGCUCUGCUGGAAGGAACAGAUAAGGAGGACAAAGUGGGCGUGUCCAUGUCCCACAUGUACAGCUCAUUCAUUCCCAAUGGCCACGCCCCCUCUCCUGUCAAUACACCAGCCAAUCAACAUGAUCACCCUGCCCUCAGCCUGUCUCAGUCACUGUCUCAGUUGGACGGAGAGCGGUCCGACCUGCCCACACCGUACUUCACCCCUGAGCUGGCCGUGAAGAACACGAAGUCGCUGCAGUGCCAUCAGCUGGAGGACAACCAGAACUGUAACAACAUUUCAGCUUCUGGACCCGAGUCUUCGGGGUCUUCUCUGGGCUUCAGGGGCGCUGGUGGAGGCUCUCUGUACCCACUCGACACCGACAACAGUCUGGACGGGGGCGUGUCCUCCUUAUCGCUCCCUAUUCCUGAUUUGCAAAGCAGUGAGAGGUCAGGGGGCGGAGUCAUGACAACCCCCCAGGGGGGGGCUGACAUGUCCGCGCUGGACGAGUGGCUCCAGCACAUACAGGAAGUAAGUGCAUCGGGAAACGCCGGCAUCAAGAUCCUGACCACCUCUUCCACCAGAGGGCAGUACCAUCUUCCUCAUCUACAACAUCACCGUACGCGCCCCCAUCGCUACAACCACAGUCACCACGCUGACUCCCACCCACCACCAAAGAGCGAGGGGACCAAAGUCCUGGACCCGCCUUGUCAGAGCGCUGCGUCCUCCUCAGGUCUGCUCCAGAUUCCUGAAAAACCUGAAGAAAAUGGCGGCGUGUCCGUGACACGUCGGCCCGCUCAUCGCCAUGCCCUCGUCAAGAUCAGCGACGGUGGCGGUGGAGUGUCGCGCCACCACAGCUUUACCCAGCAGAGUGCGCCACCUGCACGAUUUCUGGCCAGAAUGAACAGGAACAACAGCAACUGUGCCGCUAACGCUAACGUUGCCGCUAACGCUAGUGUCUGUCUGACGCGGCAGCACAGCUACAACGAGGGUCCACACGAUGCACGGGCGGCCCUGGUUCGCAGAACGUCCUCCCUCAAACCACAAAUCCCGCCCAAAUCGCUAUUUUUGCCCAAUACCUCGACGCCAGAAAAAUUUAACUCAGACUCAGACUGAGGGGGGCGCUGUUUAUAAAGGCCGCCACAGACUUCCUACAGUAAACAACAUGAACCUGAGGAAGAAUUCUGGGAAACAUCCUGUUUCCCUCACGGCCUGCAGAGGGCGAAGUCGUCCACUGCUGAUGUCCAGAGUCCAAGGAGACCGUCCACUCCACGGCUGAUACAUGGAGGUGUGGACAUGGCCCCAGACUCAGAGACAGGAAGUGGACUCAGGACCACAUGAACAAGCAUUAAGUUCCAAAAACAGAACACGGUUCUCUAAGCCUGGACCGUGAGGACGUUCCUCCACUCCAGGGAACAGGAAGUGGAGUCAUUACUGCCAGAAGAACGUCCUGACGUAACUGACCGAGAGACAGGAAGUGGACGCAGCGUGAAAGGAGGACACGUCUCCUGGGUUUGUUUUUUUUUUUUACUGUUUUGGUACAAACACAAUAGAAAUGUUUACACAGUUUUUUCUAAAGGUGUGCUCAAUCACUGGUUCCCCUCGAUCUGAAGAACCAUGUAGGUUCACUGAUGUUCCUG
This is a messenger RNA of Cynoglossus semilaevis (tongue sole), 6381 nucleotides long. RefSeq names its product semaphorin-6C-like. Gene Ontology annotation, cellular component: plasma membrane. Lineage: Eukaryota; Metazoa; Chordata; Actinopteri; Pleuronectiformes; Cynoglossidae. The record is from RefSeq and is a predicted model, not a curated record. The transcript has 19 exons. Gene Ontology annotation, biological process: neural crest cell migration; semaphorin-plexin signaling pathway; axon guidance. Bases 2693 to 5857 code for a protein of 1054 amino acids. Gene Ontology annotation, molecular function: chemorepellent activity; semaphorin receptor binding.